GUGUGGUCAUGUAGUAUGAUCCACAGAGCGAAAGGUCUGGUUAUCCACAGCUGCUUUGGAAAGAGGGGGAACUAGAGAGGGAGAGGAGAGAAGAGAAAGAAAGUGACAGGAAGCCACCUUAUUAAACACUGACAGCGGGUCAAAGACAGAGAAGAGGAGAAAGACGGUGUCCAGAACAUACCAUAACCAUAUGGUGGCCUUAAAAGUGGAAAAUUCAGAAGAAAAGGGGUGAUCUGUUACUUUGGAAAAGAAAAGGUUAAACUAAAAGGAAACUUUCCCUGGAAAAGUUAGAGACUCAUCAUGUCAACGCUCCCGGCUGAGACAGGCCCUGAGGAUGCCAACAAUCAGAGCUUCUGGAUGCCAGGGAACUACCACCGGACAGUGAAGAGGACCGAAGAUGCCUUCCAGGCAUGUAAUGACAUAGUGGCGUGUUUCCAGGAAAGGGCCAGGGUUGAGAGACAGUAUGCGCAGCAACUUAGUGAGUGGAGUACCAAAUGGAAACCCCUAGUGGAUGCGAGUCCUCUCUACGGCUCUCUGUUGCGAGCGUGGCAGUGCUUCCUCUCUUCUGCUGACCGCCUCUCCUCACUGCACUCCUCCAUCUGUCGUGCUCUGGUGUCAGAGGACGGAGAUCGCAUCCGGACGUGGCAGAAGGACACUUUCCAUAAGAAAAUAUUUGGAGGUUUCAAGGAGUCCCAGGAUUUUGAAACCGGUUUCUCACGUGCUCAGAAGCCCUGGGCCAAGAGACUGAAAAAGUUAGAGAAGGCCAGGUCGGCGUUUCACAAAGCUUGUCGCAAGGAACAUGUGGCUCGUGAACGGGAGGCCCAUGCCCAAGGCAACCCUGACAUUGCCAUCGAGAAACAGAGGAAGAUCCAGGAAGAGACCGAACUGGCUCACCAGGAGACAGAGAAAGUACGAGCCCGCUAUGAGAAGGUUCUUGAGGAAGUGACACGUUAUGCUCCGCGCUACAUGGAGGAAAUGGAGUCUAUCUUUGACCAAUCACAAGAGGAGGAGAGGAAGAGGAUAAGCUUCCUCAAACAGGCUUUCCUGUCCAUCCACAGACACUUGGAUGUCACCAACAAUGACAGCGUAAAAGCUGUGUACAAUGAGCUCCAUAAUACUCUGAUGUCCAUCAGCGAGCAGGAGGAUUUGCGCUGGUGGAAGAAUACACAUGGACCGGGAAUGCCCACUGACUGGCCUCAAUUUCAGGAGUGGACUCCAGACAAGAAGCAUAAAAAGGGAAAGAAGGAGGUGGAGCAGAAAGCAGCAAUGAUGGAGAGAAGUGUAAUGAUUGGAGGAGUGAGAGUCAGAGCUCUUUAUGACUAUGUUGGACAGGAGACAGAUGAACUCUCCUUCAAAGCAGGUGAGGAGUUUCUGAAGAUAGAGGAUGAGGAUGAUCAGGGUUGGUGCAGAGGCAUGAUGGACGGAGGGAAAGAGGGCCUUUACCCUGCUAACUACGUGGAGGUGGUGUAGAUCCACAGGACGACACAGAGCUCCUGCUCUGGGGUACAUAAAUGCCUACAGGCGCCCAGGUUUAAGCCUAUUUCACAGCCAUGUUUAUUGAAGUUUGCUUUGUUUUCUCUGAGCGAAUGACAGAUGGUACACAGGUAUGGGUUUAGAGCUGAAUUUAGUGCGUGAAGUUGGGAUCUGAACAAGAAAAUGCAUCCAAAGUGCUUUCAUGAUCUUACUUGAGAACAUUGUAAUGUAGGCCUGGUUUCACAGACAGGUCCUAGAUUAAGCCAGGGGUAGGCCUUAGUUAAAUUAGGACAUUUAAAUAGCUUUUAUAAAAGUCCCUUAGAAAAAAAAACAUUAUUGGUGUGCAUCUUGAGACAAAACAAUUGCACCGACAUAUUUUAAGAUAUGUUAGUGCAGGUUUCUUUCAGUCAAGACAGCUCAAACAUCCAUUUUAUUCUGGGACUAGCUUAAGCCUUGUCUGUGAAACCGGGCAAUUAUGUUUUAUUGUGUGUCACAUUGUGGCUUUAGAUCAAAAUAUGCAGAGAUUUUCAUACGAUUAUGAUAUGAAUAGGUACCAAGUUCCUCUAAUACAUAUAUAUAGAGAGAGAAUAUGAACUGCAUUGUCUUGAUGCAUGCAUGAAUCUACAGAGUAUUUUGAGGACAAUGUCUCACACCAAAGAUUUCAGUGCAUAUUUACAUUUUAUCAGUGAGAAUUGUUAUAUCUGAUGCCUGUGUAAAAGGGGCCAGAUGGGUAUGAUGUCAUUUACAGCUGCGAAUUUCACGCAAUGUGUUAAUAGGUAUGAUAAUAUGCUAUAUUUUAUCCGCUUUGGUCUUGUUGUUAAACGUCACUUGUCUCACAUUUAGUAAUUUCAGUUACACAAAGGCAGUAUUAAUCAACACCACUUUAAAGUGAUAGCCAUGGGACCCAUUACGGUCUCUUCUUGUGUAUUUCUGUUGUGUUUAUGAUGUCAUUCUAACCAAAGAAAAAGUAUGUAUGCAAAUGAGCGCAAUGUUUAUUUGUGCAGUAGUGGGGGUAAAUUACAUCGAAUCAGGGCCGUAGUUUAUGCACCAUCACUAAUCUAAUGCAAAUACUACCAGUAUUAAAAGGGAUACAGAUUA
Ctenopharyngodon idella (grass carp) is the source of this 2571-nucleotide messenger RNA. Its product is annotated as protein kinase C and casein kinase substrate in neurons protein 3. The transcript is spliced from 10 exons. The record is from RefSeq and is a predicted model, not a curated record. The coding region runs from base 301 to 1470 and encodes 389 amino acids. Gene Ontology annotation, biological process: regulation of endocytosis; plasma membrane tubulation; cytoskeleton organization. Gene Ontology annotation, molecular function: protein binding; phospholipid binding. NCBI's taxonomy places the organism in Eukaryota, Metazoa, Chordata, Actinopteri, Cypriniformes, Xenocyprididae. Gene Ontology annotation, cellular component: plasma membrane; cytoplasm; endosome.